This is a messenger RNA of Thyridium curvatum, 633 nucleotides long. RefSeq lists its product as uncharacterized. The coding region runs from base 1 to 633 and encodes 210 amino acids. The transcript has a single exon. NCBI's taxonomy places the organism in Eukaryota, Fungi, Ascomycota, Sordariomycetes, Thyridiales, Thyridiaceae. The record is from RefSeq and is a predicted model, not a curated record.
AUGAGGUCCUCAAACUUCGACUACGACAAAAUUGAGUCUUUCAUCAGAGACAAAAAAGCAUCACAAUGCACCCUGGUUGCCUCGGAGGUGCUGUACGAAAAUCCCGGAAUCCCUCAGCAAGAGACAUCAGAGUGCACCCUGGUUGCCCCGGAGGCGCUGUACGAAAAGCCCGGAAUCCCUCAGCAAGAGAUAUCAGAGUGCACCCUGAUUGCCCCGGAGGUGCUGUAUGAGAUUCCCGGCAGCGCUCAGCAAGAGACAUCAGAGUACAUCAUGGUUGGCCCGGAGGUGCAGCACGAGGCUGUUGGCAUCACUGCUGAUCGCUGGAGGUGUAUGUUGGAGGCGAUAAGGUUCAAGCCGACCCCCCUCGAAUACCUCAAGAAUGGCGGCGUGAUAGAUGUGGUCAUGAAACGGAAGGAUAUCAAUUGGGUUGAGACACACGCACUGUUGACGAAAGAACCCAUUCUACCAGCCAGAAGAAACCUAGGCCACCUGAAAGUCAAGGUUGGUGCAUGCAAAGCAGAGGACGAUCCCGCCGACGCCCCUUUGCGAUGGGUUGUGGCAGCACCAACGCGAGGCAGGAUCGAGUUCUCCUAUAUAGCCACCACAAGAUCACCACACACCAUAACAAUAUAA